CCGUAUUUAAAAAAAAAUAAAUUUUUGUAACCAACAAGAAUAAGGCCAUAAUGACUCAGCAGAACGGUUUGUUUCCUAUAAAUAACGCAUGGUCUCUAACAACCGCUUGUCCACCGAAUCUACCACCUCCGGGAGAAUAUAAUUGGAAUUACGAUAAAUACUUGUAUGAUGAACCUCCUAGCUAUGACAAUUGUGAUAACUUCGCUGCAUGUGGAAGCACCUAUUUCCAACAACCUUGCCGCCGUCGCGCUAUUCGUCCAAGAUCUUGGUUUGGGCGCCAAAUAGGUCCGCCAGAAAGCGCUACCACCUACAAUUGCUCUUUUUACAAAAAGUCCUACAGCAAACGCUGUCCAAUAUGGCCCAGAAAUCAAUUGCAACGCUCGUAUGCGUCACCACCGCGCUGUACAAUGAAUCAGUUGUCCUAUACGUAUCGGUUGAAACAUAAUAUGUGGUAUUGA
Messenger RNA from Bactrocera neohumeralis, 458 nucleotides. RefSeq lists its product as uncharacterized. The record is from RefSeq and is a predicted model, not a curated record. The coding region runs from base 51 to 458 and encodes 135 amino acids. The transcript is spliced from 2 exons. Lineage: Eukaryota; Metazoa; Arthropoda; Insecta; Diptera; Tephritidae.